Molecule: messenger RNA, 1251 nt
Organism: Labrus bergylta (ballan wrasse)
Lineage: Eukaryota; Metazoa; Chordata; Actinopteri; Labriformes; Labridae
Product: tumor necrosis factor receptor superfamily member 6B
Molecular function (GO): protein binding
Source: RefSeq, a predicted model, not a curated record
AUUCAACGUAACUCUGUGGUCUGACCUUUUAUGGUAAUUUUUUUAAUACUCAUUACUCACAAACCACCUAAAACACCCACACAUACAUGGUUCCCUAACAGUAGAGUAUAAAAUGAAGCUGAUCACUCUGUCAAAUCCUCUUCAACUGAAGCAACAACAUGCACGCCAUCAGUAUGCUGAUCUUACCGGUGCUGCUCCUCUUCUCUGCCGUGCCCCGCUCUGUCUCUGAUCCCACCUAUGAGCGCGUAGACCCACUGACAAGGGAAAGCCUCCUAUGCAACAUGUGUCCACCCGGCACGCACAUGUCCGCGCACUGCAACGCCACCACGCAAACCGUGUGUAAACCGUGCAGUAAUGAGCACUUCACUGAGAUGUGGAACUACAUGCCCAAGUGUUUGUACUGCAACACCUUCUGCCAAGGCAACAUGGAGGUGGAGAAGGAGUGCUCGGCGGUCAAUGACCGGGUCUGCCGGUGCGAAGAGGGCUACUACAAGAGGUAUGACUUCUGUGUCAGACACACAGAGUGUGGGCCAGGACACGGAGUUCACACCAAAGGUACUAUACACAAGAACACAAUUUGUGAAAGAUGUCCUGAGGGCACCUUCUCCAACUCAUCCUCUGCGCUGGAGCCAUGCGUAAAUCACCAGACGUGUGCCAGCGGAGAGAUAGUGUUAACGUCUGGAACGAUGCACCAUGACACUGUGUGUGGCACCUGCAAGGAUCUUGAAAGAGGAGGUGAGACACUCAGGACCGUUUUCCUAGGCUUGCUAAAAGACAUGCACAAGAUGCCUGUGGCAAAAAUGAGGAAACGUGCGUUAAGGUCAGCAAAGGAGAGGCGGCCCAGGAACUUAUGUCCUCUCAUGUAUCUCAUGAGAACGUGGCUGGAAGAGGCGACACAGGAGCAGCUGAUACAGCUGAGAGAGAUGCUGAAGGCUUUACAGCCCCUCACCCUGUCCGAAAAACUGGAGAAAACAUUGAAUGAGCUAAAGCAGCAGAGUCCAAACUGUCAGUUAACUUUCUGAUGCUCUUGAAUGACAGUAUAUUGGUGUAAGCAGAACAGAUAGGCUACCUCUUUCUUUUAUUCUCAGUUUGCCCGUCUAAAAACAAGUAUUUUAUGACAUUUUAAUAGUAAUGGUUACUUAGACUAUUAGAAGUGCAUCAAAACAUUGAAGCAAAUACUGUGAAGUUGUGUAUUGUGAAACUGAAAAUUUUCUUGUCAAGCACACCAACCAAAUAAAGAUGUUGCAAAUA